Molecule: messenger RNA, 813 nt
Organism: Tetrapisispora phaffii CBS 4417
Lineage: Eukaryota; Fungi; Ascomycota; Saccharomycetes; Saccharomycetales; Saccharomycetaceae
Exons: 1
Coding region: 1-813 (270 amino acids)
Source: RefSeq, a predicted model, not a curated record
AUGGUUAUAAUGGAACACGUAUUUAAGGUAGCAUUGAGGAGUAAUUCGAAAGAAAAGAAAAGUAAAAUUCCAAAUAGAAUACGAAAAGUACCAGAUUAUGAACAGUUAAGGUUUGCAAAUGAAGAUAUAAAUAAACUGUCGAGAUACAUUAAAGUGCAACGAUUAAAACUAUAUGCAUCGUGUUCCUUGCAUGAUUUUGAACAAUUUAAAUAUAUAUUGAACGAAAAAAUGAAAUUCAAUGAUCUAAUUUUGGAUAUUAAAGCAACGAUUCCAUUAGAACAAUUCCAAAUAACAACUCUUACACCUAACAAAGAACAAAUCGAAUAUUUAUUUGCUAAUAUAGUCGAUGCUAUAUAUAAAGCAACAGGUUUAUCAUUUGUGAUAUAUAAGUCUAGGAAUAUCCGAGAUUACAGAGUAUUCUCUAAACUGUAUAAAUGUAAACAAGAAAGAGGUAGAUUAAACAGAGAAAUAUGCCCUGAUGGCAAUGAAAAUUUUAUUGAGAAUAAUGCACAAAUAAAUUCAGAUAAUAAUGGAACUAAAGGAAUUUUAAAUUCUAAUAAUAAAAAAAGAUUUGAUUGUAACUCAAAAAUGUUAUUAUCCAUUCAUAAAAAUUACGGUUUUUUACAAAUAAUAUUACAACAUAAAAUACAACAUGAACCUCUUAUAAGUAAUAAAAAUUUUGAAGAGUUAUUGGAUAGAUUAAUGAAUGGUGAUUACACUACUAUUGAUGUAGAUAAUCAUAUCAACAACUACAAUUAUUAUAACAGUAACAAUAAUGUUGAUAAUCUAACAACAUAUAACGAUACCUUUUAA